AUGUCUUCAGGAUUCGUCAGUGGCGGCAAAGCGGGUGAAGAAGUCGAGCGCGAUGACGAAUGGAAAAAGGCCCAGCAAGAGAUUGAGGAUGCCCGGCGCGCCAAAGCCGACUUAGCGAAACAACAGGAUGGAAAGAGCCUUUUCGAAGUUCUGCAAGCCAACAAAGACAAGAAACAGGCCGAGUUUGAGGAAAAGGCGCGUUACAAGCUGCAUGUUGCUCUAGAUGAUGAGGAAGCCGACUAUCUGGAUUCCGUCUUGGAAAAGAAGCGCCAGGAGGAGCUCAAUGUGAAGAAGGAGACUUUCGAACAACUGGAUAUAUUCCGCAGGCAAAGGGAAGAAGCCGAGAGGAAGGCGAAAGGUCUUGAAGAAGAGAGUUCAGAGGCGCCCAAAGAUGAGGAUGCUCCGCAAUGGGCAGCAGUUGGGCGAAAGAGGAAGAAGGGGGCUGAAGGUGGUCUGUUGAAGGGUGUGAAGCUGAGGAAGUCGAGUUCCGUACCAGAAGAGAAGAAAUCUGUGGACGAAGGAAAAGCGACCGCGCAGUCUGAGAGCGUCAAGACAAACGUGUCAUCUACCGCAACGAGUGCCAAUGGCUCGAAGAGUCCUGCGACGACGUCCGUAAACACUGUCAAGCCACCAGCAGGGCAAUCGACAUCCAAACCGGGGAACACACUUUCGCUCGGCCUGGGCUAUGCAUCAUCGGAUGACGAGGAUUGA
Molecule: messenger RNA, 711 nt
Organism: Alternaria incomplexa
Lineage: Eukaryota; Fungi; Ascomycota; Dothideomycetes; Pleosporales; Pleosporaceae
Exons: 1
Coding region: 1-711 (236 amino acids)
Cellular component (GO): nucleus
Source: RefSeq, a predicted model, not a curated record